Neurospora tetraspora is the source of this 930-nucleotide messenger RNA. RefSeq lists its product as uncharacterized. Bases 155 to 535 code for a protein of 126 amino acids. The record is from RefSeq and is a predicted model, not a curated record. Lineage: Eukaryota; Fungi; Ascomycota; Sordariomycetes; Sordariales; Sordariaceae. The transcript is spliced from 2 exons.
AGUAUUACAGGAUAUAUAAGGUUGUAACAUCCCCUUAGCCACCCACCAUUUUCCAGUUCCUCCCGUCACUCCAUCCCGUCACACCACCACCCAAACGACUCACCGUCUCACCGUUCGUCCAACCCAUCUCCAACAAACAAACCACAAUCCGAUCAUGAAAUACUUCACAAUCUUGCUUCUUCUCCCCUUCCUAACCACCACCGGAGUCCACUCCUCCACCACCAUCACCAUCGACAGCCGUCAAUCAACUACAGACCCAAUAAUAACCACCUUCCACUCCUUCGCCGACCCAGACUGUAACGACCAGGGCUGGUCAACGGGCUACACCCUCUCCCUCUCGCAGGCAACACGAGAUUGUUUGGGGUUGUAUGAGAGCCGGAGUCUAAGCGUGGGAUUUCUGGACGCUAGAUGCCAGGUGACGAUCUAUACAGAGCAGGGAUGCAAAGAUCCGGGAGUGGUGAUGGGUGUUGGAGGAUAUUUUUCUGAUGGGGAGAAAGGGUUGAAGGGGUAUAGGGUUGAUUGUCCUUGGUGGUAGGUAACUAACCGGGCGCCUGGGCGAAUCUGGUAAGCUGCGGAUGGAUGGGGGGAUGAGGGUGAGAUGUCUGGGGUGAUUUUCGCAUUGGAGAUUUGACGGGUGGAAGGAAGCAGGAGGGCCGGCUAUGUGUUGACGAUGAGAGGUUUGGUGUGUUGGGAUGUAUGCGGAAUAUGAGUACACGGUUCAUGUGGAAAGAGUGAGGCAGCUUCGAGUUGAUUCGCUCGUAUUUGUUUGGGGGAAAGAUGGUCGACGGACGUCGGAUGUCUUGUCGGGCAGUGCCGUAUCUGGACUCGAGAUAGUUGAUACGUAUCCGGCUCAUGAUUUUUUACAUUGUCAUCAGAAGCUUUGCUAUGAAUGUAGUUGAAGGAGUUAGGAGUGACUAUUGCUCAUGGCAC